CGAUAGAGGGCGUUGCAAAGUUCACAAAAUUUGAAAAGAGAAGCAGCAGAAGCUCACAGCCAGGUGGAGCUGGGGGAGAACUACCGACAUGCAGAGAAACAAAUGGAUGAAACAUGUUGAAGAAAAUGCAUCUGAAAGUGAUGCAGAAUGUGGGAUUUUGUUUUCAACAAGUCCUGAAGAGAAGAUAACUCAGGAGAAGGCUCGGAGGGAAAAGCGCCGGAGGAAGAUAGAGAGAGAGCUGUUUGAAACCGAGAAGACGUAUCUCGGACAUCUAGAACUGAUACAGAAGUACUUCGACUUCCCUCUAAAGUUUGCCUGUAUUAUUCCGGAUGAUGCUCAUUCUCGCAUCUUCAGCAACAGUGAGCAAAUCUAUGGUGUCAACCAGCGACUGUUUGAGCUGAUGGAACAGACCACAGUGGGCCAGGCCUUCCACCAUCUGGGCCCUUUCCUCAAACUGUACUCCACAUACGCCAACAACCACGAACAGGCAAUAAGCACACUGCAGGAGUGGCGACAGAAGAAGCCAGAGUUUGCAGAUUACAUUCAGCGACAAGAGUACAGGCCAGAGCUUAAAGGACUCAAGUUGAAUGCCCUGUUGAUAACCCCAGUCCAGAGAAUACCCAGAUACAAGAUGCUCCUGGAGGACCUGCUACAACACACCUGUGAGGACCACCAUGAUCACCACCACCUGGCAGAGGCGACAAGACAGAUAGCCGAGAUUGCAUCCCAUAUCAAUGAGCACAUCCGGCAGCAUGAGAACUUCCAGAAGAUGCUGACUAUACAGAACUGUUUUGACAGUUCUGCUCCCAAGAUACUUGCCCCUGGCAGGGUCUUCAUCAAGGAAGGAACUCUCAACAAGGUGGCCAGAAAGGGAGGCAGGUCCCACGAGCGGAUGUUCUUCCUGUUCUCGGACAUCCUGCUGUAUGGCAAGCCGAAACUUCUUGAUGGUGGUAGUCGCACCUACAACUGCUGCUGUGUUCUGCCUCUCAAACAUUGUCAGAUCCACCCAGUCUUCAUCCCCAAUGCGGCUCGCAGUGAUGGAGGGGGCAUGUUUCAGGUGACCUGUAAGGACGAGAGCCUACUGCUCUACUCUGAUGACCAGCACAACGCCAAGGCAUGGAGUGAUGCACUAGAGAAAGCAGUCAUGAAGCUGUGCACUGACCGGCAGACCCUACGGAAACCCAGCAGCCACAAGAUGCCACUGAGGGGACGGUCUAUCAGGAAACAGCUACAGAAAGAAAAGAAAUCUGAUCCUCUGGUGAAAAAGCUUUUCAUUCAUCAAGAUUCUGGGAUAAAAAAAGCUGCAAGGAAGUUUGAAGCUCUGGUUGAGGAACCUGACUGUUCACCACUGAGAGAGAAACUGGCGCCAGUCAAGGACCGUAUCCAGUCAUGGUACGAUGAGGAUGUUGGUACAUGUCUGUCACCAUGGUCACCAAGAAAAAGCCAGGAAAACUUGGAGAAUGAGGAUAUUCACAACAUUUCGGAUGAUGUCUUCUCCAACAGAGCUUACAGUAUGCCGUGUUUCCCGGAAGACUCCCUGUCUAACUUUGAGGACCCUGUUCCUAGUGUCAGGUCUGAUUCACAGCUCACCGACACAGAGAGAUGUCGACCAAUGUCAGAUCCUGGCGUAACAUUGCCUGCAGCCUUCGAGCGAUAUGCCACAUCUCGACCCACCCCACACCAAUCCUCCCCACGCAGGGGAUUAAACAGCCGCCUCAGGUCUUACAUUCAGAAGCCAAUACAGAGACUUCUGAGAGUUCGACACAAUUUACGAGGUGCCUGCAGUCCCUUCAGGACAUCAUCAGCGCCAUCUUCAGGCUGCAGCAGUCGACUCUAUUCUAAAUGACCUGAUCAAUUAUACAUCCUUAUGAUUCUGGUCGGGAUAGAUCGUUGGUACAAGAUAUUUGAUUUACACAAGAAAUUUGCUCAUACUAUUUUGGCUGCUGACCUCAUCAUGGUGAUGACAUUUUCUCCACUUCGUGAAUGAUAUCAGUGUAUUUUAUAAACUAAACAUUCAUGAAGUGGGAUUAAAAAACAGUCGGAAUAUGUUUUGUUGUAACAUGUCUACCUGGUUAACAUGACACUUAAUCUUGUAAUGAACAGACUGAGACAUAAAGUCUGUGAAAAAUAAACUUCGUUCACAUAAUGUUCUUGCUUGCAAUAAUGACUUUGAAUGGCUGUUUUUAGUGUGUAUGCUGUCAAAUCAGAACACUCUUUUAUAACUUUGUUCAUCAAUCCAUGGCCCUUAAAUACCAGGGUAAUGAAAACUAUUAGAAUCAACAGUUGCUUGCUAAUAGCAUCUUGCCAGUUUCAAAUGCUGUGAAGAAUACUUAACUAUAUAUAUGUGCAGUGAACAUGUUAAUCCGGUUAGUACAGUUAAUCGGGGCAAGUGAAGUUGUCCUGAUUUACAGAUUUCUUGAUCAACACAUCAUGAGUGUGAUGAGUGGAUCACUUCUUUUCAAUGUGUCCCCUGCCGCGGUAUUUCUGGAAUGUUGCUAUAAGUGGCGUAAUACCAUAUUCAUUCACUCACUCUAUUACGUGUAACUGUAAUUGUUAUGAAAGACUGAGUUUCAGAUUAACUGUGCCCAGACUAUUAUUAUCUCAUUAAAAUCAGAUCUUUUACACCAAUAUGAUACCUCCAAUACGAUACCAUCAAGAGCUGACAACUGCUUGGUAGAAGGCCAAAUCAGCUGAAUCCUGAACAUUCUUUGACAAAUCUAAAUCUAUACUUAACGGAUAUUUGGGUUCAUGAGCCAAUCCGGUACCAGGUUUCUAAAACCCACACAAAUAUUCCACGUAAUCCCUGUAAGUGUUAAUGUCAUGGUGCUCACAAACAACAUGGUGUAUAAAAUAUUCACAAUAUGAAGGUUUUGCCUUUUAUUCUUUUGAGGUACAGGAAUCAGAUAUGCUGGUCCGAAUGCUUUGAUCACUUAUACCGAGAAUUUAGGAUCCUUGACGCUGAUUGGUUUAUUAGAAAAUUCAACCGGAGGUAUCGUAUCUGAGUAAAACAACUGAUUUUAAUGAGCUUUGAACUUAGGUUUCAGUGUAUUAGAAAUUCACCUGAAAGUCACUUGUUUUAAUGCAACAGUGUAUUUACAAAGACAUCAUCGUAGUUGAAAACAAUUGUGUAUUUACUGAAUUCUAUUAAACAGUAUGGAGUAUAUGCAUACAUUGUAUAUACGGUAUGUAUUACACACUUGCAAUGCCUACAGUGAUUAUCUCCCUUCAGUAUAUAUUGUUGUCUGUUGUACAAACAGAGACUGUUGACCAGAUGUUUUGCUCAAUAUGUUAGUAUUUGGUUCCUAUUGUACAGAGAAUGUAUUGUUUAAUGUAUGUUAAUGCUGUUCUAUGGUGCCCCUCCCACAAGGCAGUCUCACCACACCAGCUAUCAUUAGUCAAGUAUAGCUGUCGUAGUCUGAGAUAGUUCUGUGAGACUGGUACCAGGGAUUCAGUGAGCUGCAAACAGUAGUUUCUACAAUCUACUUCUUGUUCUUUUACACCUUGUGAUAUGUUUGUGUUUUACCAUGAACUGGUAAUUAUUUAGUAUUCUGUACCCUGAGACUUACGGCCUGGUGUGUGGUUUUGUCAGUCAUCUAUCACAGUUUGUAUCUUCUGUGACAUUUACAUUACUAGAUCAACUGAAACACCAAAUGAUAUUUACCAAUCUUAUAUGUUCAUAUUUUUUAUUAGGACUGGAAGUAAAAACUUGUGUUAAUAAUAAUAAUAAUAAUAAUAAUAAUAAUAAUAAUAAUAACAACAACAAUAACAACAACAACAACUUUGGACAUUUUUGGUAAGACGAAAAGGUUUAAGUCUAUUCAAUGUUUGUCACUAUCAAGCAUUUUCAUCAUUAGAUACUUAGGGAUAUUUAACAUAGUUUGUGCCAGCUUAUCCUGAAAAUGAACUUUUAUGCUUUCUUUAUAUAUGAUAACUUGUGUAUAUGAUAGUUUGUAAAGGCCAUACAUAUGCUGUGCACUUGACAUCCCCCCAGUGAUGAGGAUAGAACCACACCUUGCCACGCCCUAUUGCUUUGCUAACAGGGACUAUUGUAUAUACAGACUGUAUACCUGUGAUCUUUGAUUGUAACAGACAGUAUAGACAAACAUUCUUAGUGUAAUCAUUCCUUCCCUAUUCCUUGCUUCCAUGCUGUGCAUAGACAUUAUAUUUAUACCUGUAUUUAUACUUUGUUUUGCCAACAACUUACGGACUUGUAUAUUAUUGUAUAGCCAAUCUUCACACCUGAAGGUGCACACUCCAGAUUCAGUAUAGUCAUUCCAAUUAUAGUGUAAAUAUUCAGAGACGUUUAUACCAGUUAUGUAAUACUCCUUAAGUGAUAUCUGCUCGCUCUACCUCUCGGUCUUCUGGCUGUCUUCUCUCCAUGACUGGACUUGACACAUUCUCUGAUGGAGCAACACAUGCGAGUGCAUGUUGCUGUUGGCUCAUAAACAUGGUUGAAAAGGAUUGAAGCCUGGGAAUCUUCGGUGCUAAUCAUUAAGUACAGACUUGAUAAACAUGAUAAAUGCAUUCCUUGCUAAUAAAUGUUACCAACAGGUAUUUAGCAGGUAAAUAUGAAUAUUUUAUUCGUAUCAUUCCAGUACUGUUUCUUUUGUGUUUUCUUUGCAGAUUUCUUGGUGAUUUUGAGCAUUUUGUUUCUAAAUUACACUGCAAAGCAGACAACCUGUAAUGUUAUAUCCUAAUUCCUCCUGAUUUUGGAGAUUUUAUUCAGGUGGGUUUUAAGAGAAAAUUAGAAGGUUAUUGGCUCUGGGAGUCCUAAUGAAGCAAAAUGUUCACUGAAGGUAAAGGUCGUGAAUGCAACUAUGACAAGUGAGUUCAGUGGGCCUCCCCUGGCCCUUACCCCCACCUUGGGAGUACAUAGUGAAGACGGUUUAUCAUAUAAUGGAUAGUGUUACCAAUGCGAUUGAGUACUUUUAGCAAACUCAGCAUGUCAAUGUGGUAUUUACUUCCAAAAGAAUUAUGGCAUAAUGUUCCCUGUAUGAUCAGAUAGUGGUUCCCUGUAUGAUCAGAUAGUGGUUUCCUGAAUGAUCAGAUAGUGGUUUCCUGUAUGAUCAGAUAGUGGUUCCCUGUAUGAUCAGAUAGUGGUUCCCUGUAUGAUCAGAUAGUGGUUUCCUGUAUGAUCAGAUAGUGGUUUCCUGUAUGAUCAGAUAGUGGUUCCCUGUAUGAUCAGAUAGUGGUUUCCUGUAUGAUCUGAUAGUGGCUUCCUGUAUGAUCAGAUAGUGGUUUCCUGUAUGAUCAGAUAGUGGUUCCCUCUAUGAUCAGAUAGUGGUGGUUCCCUGUAUGAUCAGAUAAUGGUGGUUCCCUGUAUGAUCAGAUAGAGGUGGUUCCCUGUAUGAUCAGAUAGUGGUGGUUCCCUGUAUGAUCAGAUAGAGGUGGUUCCCUGUAUGAUCAGAUAGUGGUGGUUCCCUGUAUGAUCAGAUAGAGGUGGUUCCCUGUAUGAUCAGAUAGUGGUGGUUCCCUGUAUGAUCAGAUAGAGGUGGUUCCCUGUAUGAUCAGAUAGUGGUGGUUCCCUGUAUGAUCAGAUAGUGGUGGUUCCCUGUAUGAUCAGAUAGUGGUGGUUCCCUGUAUGAUCAGAUAGAGGUGGUUCCCUGUAUGAUCAGAUAGAGGUGGUUCCCUGUAUGAUCAGAUAGUGGUGGUUCCCUGUAUGAUCAGAUAGUGGUGGUUCCCUGUAUGAUCAGAUAGAGGUGGUUCCCUGUAUGAUCAGAUAGUGGUGGUUCCCUGUAUGAUCAGAUAGUGGUGGUUCCCUGUAUGAUCAGAUAGUGGUGGUUCCCUGUAUGAUCAGAUAGAGGUGGUUCCCUGUAUGAUCAGAUAGUGGUGGUUCCCUGUAUGAUCAGAUAGAGGUGGUUCCCUGUAUGAUCAGAUAGUGGUUCCCUGUAUGAUCAGAUAGUGGUGGUUCCCUGUAUGAUCAGAUAGUGGUUCCCUGUAUGAUCAGAUAGUGGUUUCCUGUAUGAUCAGAUAGUGGUUUCCUGUAUGAUCAGAUAGUGGUUUCCUGUAUGAUCAGAUAGUGGUUUCCUGUAUGAUCAGAUAGUGGUUUCCUGUAUGAUCAGAUAGUGGUUCCCUGCAUGAUCAGAUAGUGGUGGUUCCCUGUAUGAUCAGAUAGUGGUUUCUUGAUGUGUGAGUGCUUAUGUAAACAGCCAUGGUUGCAAAUCAUUUGACACUAUAUCAUAAAUAGGGCAGUUCACUCAAGCAUUAUAUUCCUACAUGGUAUAUAAUAAAGAGAUUAUUACUCCAGUGUGUUUCUGUAUAGUAAAUAUCAUAUAUAAGGUAUAAAAAAUAUGUGUUACGGUCACCAAAAGCUCGCAUAAUACUAUUUUUGUUCCUAAUAUAUAUUUACUAUACAAAAACGCACACGGCUAGUAAUCUCAAUUUCCCAUAUUUUCAACAUUGGGUCUCAUUAACUAGGGUUUAAAAUAAACCAAUGCUGAAUGGGGCAUUGAUGGCCCAGCGGCCCAAGGUGCUUCAAUUUGCUAUGCAGUCGUUGUAUUCUUUAGCCAAAGAUUGCAUGCAAGGAUCCUAUGGUCAUAGUUUCAAAUUCAAGGUUUUCCCUGAGUAUGAACCUUGGUCUCAACUCGUUCUGUCAGGCCUCAAAAUAGAAGUUCACAUCUACAAAUUGUGUCACUCUUUACUUUCUUCCCAUAUUAAGCUGACACACUGUCAUGUAUCUGAAAUACUGUUCAAAACAGAGACAUGAAGCACUCAACGAAAUCCAAAGACACAACAAUGACCAAAAGCAAAGUUCCCAGAAUCUCCAUUAGAGGAUCAGCUUGAUUCUAUUUUAAUGUACCGGACAUUAGAACUGUCUAUAUACAAGUAUAUUAUAAUAAAUGUAGAUUUUUGAUGUAGACAUUCUCACAUGUGUUUAACACUGAAGAAGGGAGCUUACUGCACUGAAUAGUGCAAUCUUGUUUUGGAAAUUUCCAUGUUUGCUGUUGUACAUACAGUAUGAAAGAGCUGCUUGUAAGAUUAAACCAUCUCUUAAAAUGU
This is a messenger RNA of Haliotis rufescens (red abalone), 6999 nucleotides long. Its product is annotated as rho guanine nucleotide exchange factor 39-like. The transcript is spliced from 13 exons. Lineage: Eukaryota; Metazoa; Mollusca; Gastropoda; Lepetellida; Haliotidae. Bases 89 to 1846 code for a protein of 585 amino acids. Gene Ontology annotation, cellular component: cytoplasm. Gene Ontology annotation, molecular function: guanyl-nucleotide exchange factor activity. The record is from RefSeq and is a predicted model, not a curated record.